CUCACCACAACUCAACCUGUCGGUCUGUCAGAGAUGUCUGUGUGCCGUUUUAUCUUGAUUUUCAUCUUUAUGUGGGGUGUUGAUGCAGAUGAAGUGAAGUCUGUGUCAGUGAUGGAGGGAGAUUCUGUCACUCUACACACUAAUCUUACUCACAUACAGACACAAGAUCACAUACUGUGGCACUUUGGACCUCAAGAGACUCGUAUAGCGGAAAUCUAUAAGGAAAUUAUUGAUAUGUUUGACAAUAAUGAAAUAUUUGGAGACAGACUGAAGCUGAACAGUAAGACCGGAUCUCUCAACAUCAGAAACAUCAGAAUCACAGACUCUGGACUUUAUAAACUACAGAUCCAGCGUUUUGAAACGCUUUCACACAGGAGAUUCGAUGUAACUGUCUAUGCUCGUCUCUCUUUUCCUGUCAUCAGCAGAGACUGUUCUUAUUGUUCUUCAUCAUCAGAAAGAUCUUCAGCGUCAAAAUGUGUGUUGUUGUGUUCAGUGAUGAAUGUGACACAUGUGGAAUAUCAGGAUACAAACACAUACAGAUGUGUGGUGUCCAAUCCGGUCAGCAACCAGACUCAACAUCUCAACAUCACUCAUGUCUGUCAGGCGUGUUCAGUGUCGCCCUCAGAGAAGAUCCAGUGUUUCAGUUUUACUGAAGCUGUGAUCCGAUUGGUCCUCUCUGCUCUGGUGGGCGUGGCCACGAUCGCUGUAGUGGUUAGUGACGUCAGAUCCAGAAGAGCUGGACAGAAGCAGAGAGAUCAGACAUCACACCAAGAAUCUGAACAAUGCGCAUGAGAAUACACCAAUUUAUUUGAUGUUUAAGAGUCAUUUCCUGUUUUUGAAUGUUAUUAAAAAUGUUUUAACAAUCAUACGUGGAAUCAUUUUUCAAAUAAUACACAAUUGUCAGCAAUAGGUCUUUUAAAGCAGC
Triplophysa dalaica is the source of this 925-nucleotide messenger RNA. RefSeq lists its product as uncharacterized. The transcript is spliced from 5 exons. The coding region runs from base 34 to 792 and encodes 252 amino acids. NCBI's taxonomy places the organism in Eukaryota, Metazoa, Chordata, Actinopteri, Cypriniformes, Nemacheilidae. The record is from RefSeq and is a predicted model, not a curated record.